Messenger RNA from Aspergillus fischeri NRRL 181, 1395 nucleotides. RefSeq names its product putative C6 transcription factor. The transcript is spliced from 4 exons. The coding region runs from base 1 to 1395 and encodes 464 amino acids. Gene Ontology annotation, biological process: DNA-templated transcription. Lineage: Eukaryota; Fungi; Ascomycota; Eurotiomycetes; Eurotiales; Aspergillaceae. The record is from RefSeq and is a predicted model, not a curated record. Gene Ontology annotation, molecular function: DNA binding; zinc ion binding.
AUGGGUGACAAGCAACAAAUGGAGGCCGAGGGAGCCGAAUGUGACAGGAAGGAGCUUCUCAACAAGCGUGCGGUGAGUGUAGGCGAGAAGAAGAUCGAUCUUAUCGAGGAACGUCUGGGUAAUAUUGAAGAAGUCCUUCUUGAGUUGAAAUCUAGCCUUGCUCGCAAUUCCAAUACUGCUGAGCCGUGCUACCACGUGACUCCUGCCUCGAAGCAAAUGUCUCCAGAUACAUCUGGCUUUGCUUCCAAUACAACAGCCGCGUUGGAACAUGAGUCUGGUACUGGCUUUGAGGGCAACUCAUCCCUCGCGGCUCAUUCCGCCUACGCAAGUGCGUUUCUAGAGACCGUCGUUUCGCGAAGCGCGCCUCAAGUUUCUACCCCGAAGAUCAAUGCAGCGCUCGCGGCACUAAGGCAAAUCGUGAACAUGCAGAGUCAACCACCUGGGUCUUCGUCAAAAGAUGUUCCAUUGCCGAAUCAGAAAAGCUGUCGAGGUUCGAACUUGCGAGACCUGGUCAUGCCCCCAAUUGAGGUGGUUCUGCCAAUUUUGCGCCAAAUAAAAGAGAAUAUCCCUUUGGCCUUCGCAUGCUACUUUCCUUUCCUCAGUGUUGAUGACUUUAUCCAGAAAUGCCGCGAGGUGUACUUUGCAACAGAAGAUUACUCUGACGCCACUUUCAUGGUAGUCAAUUGCGGCUUGUAUCAUAUCUUUCUUGAGUAUAGCUUCCUUGCGGAAAGUCCACGGAUUCGAGACGAUUACCAGAAGUACAUCCAGCUUUGCCGGAAAAAUUUCGAAACCGUGCUAGCAAGCUUGACAUUGUUGAUGCCGGCAAGAUCGGAGUUAAUUGAAGCGCUUACCUUGGGAGCUAUUCAUGCCAUUGAAACAUCCAAGCCUUCGUUUGCCUGGACGCUGACGUCAAAUGCAGCUCGGCUGUGUCAGAAUCUUGGAUAUCACCGGAGUUCAUCGAUGAGUCAGUUUAGCGAUAAUGAGAAAGUAAAAGCGCUUUCGCUCUUUUUGUGUGUUUACUGUCUCGACAAGGCUCUUUCACUCAGACUAGGGCGUGCAUCAUCUAUACAGGAUUUUGAUAUUAUUAUUACCAUCCCUGAGGAUUUAGGAGGGUUCAAAGUCGACGAACCUUGGAGAACAAUGUAUCAUCUAUGGGUGAAGAUCGCCGAGAUUCAAGGAAAGGUCUACGAGCAGCUUUACAGUCCGGCGGCUUUAAGUCGACCGGAACGCGAAAGGGUACUUUGCGCUCGUCAAUUGGCGUCGGAGAUGGAAGUAGCCGUCAUGGAGCCAUUCAAGGUAGGCAUUCCGUGGAGAUCAAGUUACCACAAGGGAAGCUUUUUGAUUGACGGAUCCCUAGGAGCUCGAAAGGUCGUCACGUCCUCUAUCGGAGACUGA